AUGUCCCCGUCUCCGUUUUCUGACUUUGAGGACCAGAGUUCCAUAUUCAUAGAUGAUGAGAACUUGGAUCCACAGCUUCGUGACCAAUAUCGCCGCAAUGAACGUUACGAUGAACGCCGCUCCAGCCAGAGCAACAACUCCCCUCCUGGCCUCCACUCGGCAAAUUUUCGGGCUGCUGCCCGGAAAGCAUCACUUGAUACCAGAAAGAAACGCAAGCGCACCAUGACCUACCAUGACGAUUCUCAGGAAGGAGCAAUGCGCAAAGCCAUCUCCCGCCGAUAUGCAGAAGUACUGGAUGAGCUUGAAGGAGAUCAUUGUAACGCUGACUUCUAA
Molecule: messenger RNA, 333 nt
Organism: Pseudogymnoascus destructans
Lineage: Eukaryota; Fungi; Ascomycota; Leotiomycetes; Thelebolales; Thelebolaceae
Exons: 2
Coding region: 1-333 (110 amino acids)
Source: RefSeq, a predicted model, not a curated record